Amaranthus tricolor (Joseph's coat) is the source of this 4881-nucleotide messenger RNA. Its product is annotated as serine carboxypeptidase-like 42. Gene Ontology annotation, molecular function: serine-type carboxypeptidase activity. Lineage: Eukaryota; Viridiplantae; Streptophyta; Magnoliopsida; Caryophyllales; Amaranthaceae. The transcript has 3 exons. The record is from RefSeq and is a predicted model, not a curated record. The coding region runs from base 937 to 3783 and encodes 948 amino acids. Gene Ontology annotation, biological process: proteolysis.
UUUUUACUUGGAUUAGGGUCAUUUGGGGGUCCGACUUAUCGACCAUACGGAAAUCCUCUUAAGAAAUUUUCAUGUUUCCUUCCAUCACAUUUCAUUUGUCGUGUCCAUAAGUCGGACAGCUGAACGUGUGACCUUAAUUCUUCAAAUGAUUUCCCUUUCAGGAGAUUCAAUUUAGGGUCAGACUUAUCGAUCCUCCGGACAUUGUCUGAAGGACUUAGAAUAAUUAUACAUAUUCUACCCUUCCCUGGGAGUCCGACUUAUCGACUCACCGGCUGGAUGGUUUGAUACUUAAACAAAUUGAUGAUGUUGCUCUUUAAUUGAGGGUCCGACUUUUCGACCUCCCAGCUAAAUUCAAGGAUUUAACACUUAGAAAAAAUUUGCAAAAUCACCCCUUCAACUAGGGUCCGACUAAUAGACCUCACGGACAUUAUUAAACACUUAAGAAGAAAUCUGUUGGCUUCCUCUCAUUGGGAGUCCGACUUAUCGACUUCCCAGCUUUCAUUUGGAAUUUCAACUUUUCUUUCAACUGUUCAAACCCAAAGUGAAGCAUUUAUUGCUGUUAUAAAAUAGGGUAGUUGGAAUAGUUCCAUCUUACCUAAUCUUCAUUAACUCUUUUCAAAUCUUCAAAUUGCAAGAGAGAAAGUUGAGAGAGACGCUCGGACAAUCCUCAUCCCUCCUUCAAACUUCUGACAAAUCCUUCGAAGAUCUUCAAGGUUUCUGACAGAUCUUCACCAAAUUUCUGACGAAUCUUCACAUCUCUGUAAGGUAUUCAAACUUUUCCCAGAUUUUUCGAAUUUCUUCAAGUUAUUCUUCAAACUGUUCUCGAAUUUCUUGAAUAUCUUCAAUCUGUUCAUGAAUGCUAGCCUAGAACUUUGAAUUUGUUUAUGAAUCUAGUCUCCAUUCUUUACAAGUUUCGGCUUUUACUUUAUUAUUAUCAUGGAUGUCGCGACUACUAACUCAGACACCAACCCUACUAACUUGCCGGAAACUCCUUUGAUAGUACGUAGGCGUCUUAAUAAAAAGGGUUUACCAAUGGAUGACUCGGAUGAAAGUAGUUCAGUGAGAAUUACCCCCCAUUAUGAACCAAUAAAAGCUGGGGAUGAGUCGUCCGUAUCUCCUAUAUACCCUCCGGAGAUUAUGAAAACUGCUCCUUGGGAAGUGAGCAUUGCUUUCUUUCCAAAUUACUUGCCGCGAAUAAAUCCUGACCUAGAAGGGUUAUUGUAUGUAGAUAUGGAAAACCUUGAAGGAUCAGCCGAGUCUUCAGGAAGAGAGAGUGCGGCGCCAGCUCCUCCUCCAUUCUACAUUCCAGACGGCGGGCCUCUAAAUUACUUUAUUGACGUACAGACUAAGAGAGAUCUAGACAACCGUCGGGAGGCCAUCUCUCAAAAAUGGGGUUUAAAAGAUAACAUAAAUAUUAUUACCCCGGGGAAUUAUGACACCGUUAGGUUUCCCCCUCCACAUUGUAUAGCCGUAUACUUCCCUUCUUUUGAAUUAGGGCUUAGAUUUCCUCUUCACCCGUUUUUUAGAGAGGUGUUAGAGUUUUUGGACGUCUCAGUGCCCGAGUUAUACCCGAACGCCUGGGGUUGUAUGGUGGCCUUUUUGAUCUUGUGUAAAGUUUUGGCCGUGCCACCAACACUCACAGCUUUUAGAUAUAUAUUCAGAGCCCGCCUAUGUAAUUCCCAAUCAUACGGCUGUGGCUGGAUUACUUUCACCCACCGUCGAGGACUGAAGAUAGUCCAAGACCUCCCCGAUAACCAGAAGGGGUAUAGGACAAAAUUCGCAUACUUAUACAACUCAGAGGGAUGGAAUAUCAAGACCUCUUUUGAUAUAAAGCCCAAUCUCUCGGGUUUUAAUAAUGGGAUCCCGCAAUGUUCCUUUAACGAUGCGGUGAUCAUAGAAUAUGCAAAGAUGGACGUUCAAUUGGGAAGGAAACCAAUGAACGUCCAACUUAAUUGGAUACCUGGUCGUCCUGAGCUGGAGAAUGAGAACCUCCUCUCAGCCUUCGGCAUUAGCUUGGCUAUCGAUCGGAGGAUAGCCAAGCAAAAUCUUCGAGCCAAGAGUCCUGAACUAAUGAAGAAAUUCAGUGUUCUGAGACUUGCUUCAGGGGCCAUCCAGCGGGCCGAGGAUAAGCCUCUUCCCCUUCCUCCAAAGGACUCGGCAACCGUGGAGAAGGGUCUGGAGGACGUGCCUUCGGAGCAAGAGGCUCUCCGACUUCUUGAAGAAAGAAAGCAGGUUCAUAUCCCCGAUGAAUCUGAGAGGGUGGUUCCUCCUCAGACGAGGGGUGCGACAAAAAAGAGUGGGAAGAAGAAGAGGAAGCGGGAUUCUUCUUCCCACAAGGAGAAGUCGGCAAAGAGGCCCUCCGUGGGCGCGGUCCCUACCGCCCGGCCCCUCCAAAUAAGGCCAGUUGAAGAGGAGACCUCGCCCCUUCAAGACUCUCCACGGCCAUCUUCAGAUAAAGGGAAGGAGAAAAUGGGGGAAUCUUCCGCGGCUCCCUCCUCUCAGUAUGCCGAGGUUUACCGUCGUCGGGAGGUUUCCCCUUUUCGACGCGACACACCCUUUCCGGAGCUGGGGCAUAAGGGCUUAGUAGUCCGCUUUAACAGGGCGACGUCCAACUUAAUCAGCAAAGUGGACGUCGACCUUUUAGAAUCUAUGCCCCCCCGUGAUAGGGUGCGUCAAGCACAAGCUUCGGCGGCGGAGGUAAUAACUUUUAAACUCAGUAAUAUGAUUAUUUUUUGCUUCCGGAUUUCUUUAAUAAUCGUUCCUUUGCAGGCGUUCAUACGGUUGGCCUUUGAGCUCGACGCCAACCGUCAAAGUGCCGCGGACCAGGAAACCAUGGCCGCCCUUACCUCCCGCUGCGAAGAGCUGAACGAAGAAUUAACAAAACUGCGGGAGGACCUGCCGAGCCUCAAAGAAAAACUGGCCAAGUGCUCUGAGCUGAAAGAACGCUUGGUCAGAACCGAACAAUGGCGGGAAAGGGCGAGGAAGCAGCUGGAUCAGAUCGUCGAGAACUUGGAUGCUGCUUCCACCAGGUCCGCGAGCAUCAGCCAUGAGGUCGGCUUGCUGAUGGAUACUCAUGCCAAGCUCGUUCAUCAGAACCAGCAACUAAUGCAGCAAGUGUCGGCCGAUUCUUCCCACUUCAAAAUGAUUCUAUCCGCGGCUAAAGUAUACAAAUUGUGCCUAACCAGGAAGGCCCGGAUAGCUCGAGAUUGGCUUCUCUCGGAUGAGCCGGAAGCGUCGAAGUUUCUCGGAGAUCUGACGGCCGAGAUGGUGAAGGCCGGAACCAUGAUUAGUGACGAGAAGUAUCGUCUGGCUGCCGCAGAGUUGGGCAUGGAUUUUACUUCCCUUCAGCAAACUGCUGAACAAAAGGGGAGUGAAGCUUUGUCCAACCUUGCUCCUGUCUUGGACGGGGAGUCGGCGGUACUGGUCGACACGGUCUGGGACGCGACCGAAAAGAGGGCCUGGUCUGAAAAGAUAAAUGCCGAGGCUGAGAGGGAGGCUUUAAGUCUCGACUUGGAGCAGCUGGCUCUCUCUUCUCCUCCGGCGUCAGAUGUCCCAGAGAACUUGACGCUCUCCAACCUGGAGGUUCUAUGCCUUGAUCUAUCGAAUCUCAUUAUUGACGAAGGCCGGAACCUCCAGAGCUUGUCCCGGGAGUUGUCUGAGAUCGGGGUGGAGCCGUUCAAUGUUGAAGAUUAUGUCAGCUUCACCCCGAGUUUUGAAGAGGGAAGGAUCGAAUCUCCUCCGCCGCCGGGUGAAGAUGUCGAGGCCUUUUUUGACGAUGUAUAAUCUUGUAUUUUAGUAACCUUGUUUUUUGUAAACAUUCAACUAUAUUUUGAAUAUUCGAUGUAUAUAUUCCUGAUUUUUCGUGAUAUCCAUGCUUCUAUUUGUUGAGCCGUGGCUUCUUUCUUCUGAGGCCGCGGAAUACUACUUAAAGGACGUGAUUUUUCGAUGUCACGUAUAGGCGACAUCAAGGAAAUUUGGACUUAGAAUAUUUUCAGCCUUCAGACCCCAGUAGGGGGGUCCGACUUGUCGAUGUCCCGGUCGCGGGUAAUCUUUUUGGGAGACUUGGAUUUUCUUUUGAACUCAGGGACCCCAAACUGGGGGUCCGACUUAUCGACGUCCCGGUUGGGAAACAUCUUUUGGAAUAUUUUGAACUAGGGGACCCCAAACUGGGGGUCCGACUUAUCGAUGUUCCGGUUAGGAAACAUCAUUGUAAAGACUUAGAAUGUUUUGAACUAGGGGACCCCAAACUGGGGGUCCGACUUAUCGAUGUCCCGGUUGGGAAACAUCAUUGUAAAAACUUAGAAUAUUUUGAACUAGGGGACCCCAAACUGGGGGUCCGACUUAUCGAUGUCCCGGUUGGGAAACAUCAUUGUAAAAACUUAGAAUAUUUUGAACUAGGGGACCCCAAACUGGGGGUCCGACUUAUCGAUGUCCCGGUUGGGAAACAUCAUUGUAAAAACUUAGAAUAUUUUGAAUUAGGGGACCCCAAACUGGGGGUCCGACUUAUCGAUGUCCCGGUUGGGAAACAUCGUUGUAAAAACUUAGAAUGUUUUGAACUAGGGGGACCCCAAACUGAGGGUCCGACUUGUCGAAGUCAUAGGUUCGUUAGUGACUUAGAAUAACUUGAUAAUGGGACCUCUCUCAAGGGGUCCGACUUUUGGAUAUUACUGAUUUAAUAAGAUUUGCAAUAGAUUUUUACCAAAUAUUUGCGAACAUAGGUGCCAGAUAAUCUGAAAUUGAAACUUCUGUUAUAAAGGAUUGAUAAGAAUACAAAAGUGAAUUCGAAUGACAACGCAACUACGUUGCGGGAUGAGUGUAGUCGCGGAUUGAUGCUGCUAACACUGAUACUAGUAACUGAUUGGCCCUUGCAAAUUUUAUUAA